Molecule: messenger RNA, 2415 nt
Organism: Cladocopium goreaui
Lineage: Eukaryota; Dinophyceae; Suessiales; Symbiodiniaceae
Source: the annotation of a GenBank genome assembly
GUUGGUGAACCAUGGCUCAGCCGCAAGCACAGAAGCAGCGCAGUUAUGAGAGGGUCUUUACCACUUCUCCAAGGGGACAGUAUGCUGUGGAUAAAAAGCAGCAGAAUGUGAAGGAGAAGGAGUUCAUCAUCAUGAGAUGGAAUCUCUUGUUCUUGGUGUUUGACUUCAUCAUUAUUCCACUCCCACUGUGGAUCGACAUCUUUUGCCCCAUUUUUGCCGCCAUCUAUGGCCUCUUUGUCGGAUGGCUGGGAGCAUUCCUAUUGACAGUUUGUGCUUUGCGUUCUCUGCAGGCCAACUUUCUGAUGAAGAGGGUGGUGGAUGAGACUUGGGAGGACAAGAUCCCCAGAAACACGGAAGAGGAGAGGCGUUUGGCAGACAACCUGCAACACCUGGUGAUGAUGUGCGGCUACAAGGAGCCCAUGGAAGUGAUUUGCCAAUCCAUCGAUUCACUCGCAGCCCAGACGGCGGCUCACCGCCUGAUUGUGGUGAUUGGCUUGGAGGAGGGGACCCCUGAUGUGGCUGAGAAAGCUGCAAGGUUGAAAGAGCGCUAUGCCAGAUCCUUCAAGCGAUUCCAUGUGACCAAGCAUCCCAAGCAGUGGGCUGGAGGUCGUGAGAUCCGAGGCAAAUGCUCAAAUGCCAACUACACCAUGCGUGCUGCGGUCACCCGCUUGGAAGAGUACGGUGACUUAGAUCUCAGUUGCACCACAGCCACGAGUUGUGACACGGACUCUAUCUUUGCACCACGCUACUUUGAGAACCUGGGGUACCAGUUCCUUACCUCCCCAGAAGCCAAAGAGGUGGUUUGGCAGGCACCACUCUACUACAAUCACUUCUUGAAUGAGCGACCCUUCUAUGUUCGUGCUAUUGGCAUCAUGCGUGCUGCUUACAUGUUGGGAUUCUUGAUCCCUUUCAACAUCAACACCAUGUCCAUCUUCAGCUUUUCUCUGGAUCUCUGCAUCAAGGGCGAGUUCUUCCAUGCGCACUAUCAGAUGGAUGACAUCAUCUACACCCUGACCUGCAUGCAAGCCCUGCAGAAGCGAGUUGAGAUCCUCAUGAUUCCUAUGCCUGUGAUUUCUGGUCCAACCUCAGGCACGAGCCAAUCGGAAGAGUUCAGCGAAUGGUUCCGACAGAGUGAACGUUGGACCAUUGGUGCUUGUGAGGUUUUCCACUACUUUGUGGUGAAGCGAAGACGUUACAACUGCUCUGCAGCCUUGUCUUACGGCACUUGGUUUGUGAUCUACUAUGGUUUCAUUUUGUGCUCCCUGACGCUGACUGGACUUGCAGGCUUCAUCAACUACGCCUUAAUUUAUGCCAAACACGACACCAUGGGCCAAAUGACUGGCCAGCUGCCUUUGGAUGAUGCAGCCAACACUGGCGUGAUGAUUGCCGGCUUUUCCAGCCUUGCUUGGACCUACCUAGUCUUCUUGAUUUUCUUCUACCUUGACCGUGAAGGGUGCAAACUCAUUUACCACUUGAAGAUGAAGCCGCAGGGUGCUGAGGAUAUCAGCUUUUGCCAGAACCUCAAAGACUGGAUUCUGAUGUGGCCCAGUUUGGUUAUGUAUUCCAUGGUCAGCUACUGGGCUAUCCUGAAAGUGGCUGUCUAUGGCAAGAAGGUGUGCGGCCAUGAUCCUUCCAGCAAGGAAGGCCUCAAGGCUGGGCAAGGCAUGACAUCCGAGCGCUCCUCCUUGCUCCUCACUCCUCCUUCCUUCUUCCUCUUCUCGCACUGAGAGUAGGUGAGCAGGAGAGAGCACGUGAGAACAGGAGAGAACAGCUCAGAGCAGAUGAGAGCAGGUGAGAGCAGGUGAGAGCAGGUGAGAACCGGACAUUUCUGAAGCGAUGCCUCUCUGACGGCACCUUGAGAAAGAGGCUACUCACAUUGGUUCACCAAGCUGUCAGUCAGCUGCUCUAUGAAAAUUGUUUUCGCAAGCUUUCGCCUUUGUAUAGCAGCCAAAGGGUAUGGCAAGAAGGUGUGCGGCCAUGAUCCUUCCAGCAAGGAAGGCCUCAAGGCUGGGCAAGGCAUGACAUCCGAGCUCUCCUCCUUGCUCCUCACUCCUCCUUCCUUCUUCCUCUUCUCGCCCUGAAAAGUAGGUGAGCAGGAGAGAGCAGGUGAGAACAGGAGAGAACAGCUCAGAGCAGAUGAGAGCAGGUGAGAGCAGGUGAGAACAGGACAUUUCUGAAGCGAUGCCUCUCUGACGGCACCUUGAGAAAGAGGCUACUCACAUUGGUUCACCAAGCUGUCAGUCAGCUGCUCUAUGAAAAUUGUUUUCGCAAGCUUUCGCCUUUGUAUAGCAGCCAAAGGGCGUGCCUAGGAAUUUCAGUGACCCGUGUGACGCGACGAGUGCGUCUAAGCUCACCCCAAACAUGUAAAGGCUGGGGAUAGGCGGCACGGAUUCCAACAUUCAAUGCAUUCGGUUG